This is a messenger RNA of Phytomonas sp. EM1, 933 nucleotides long. The record is from the annotation of a GenBank genome assembly. NCBI's taxonomy places the organism in Eukaryota, Euglenozoa, Kinetoplastea, Trypanosomatida, Trypanosomatidae.
UAAUUCAAUGAAGGUACGAAACUAAUCAUUUGAGGAAACUAAAUAGUGUGUGAAGCGCAUUUUUGUAGUUUUGCUUUCAUAAAUAUACUUUACCAAGGGCUUCAUCAGUAGUGUUAGCAUUUCACGUUUCAGUAUUUUGUGUGUCAUAACUUCCAUGCGUAUUACCUCAUUUAUUCGUUUUGGUCUCAUAGCGGUUGGCGUAACUGGUGCCGUCACUGGCAUUAACUAUAUCUACGGGAUCUAUUUUUCGGACGCUCGUGACAAAAACAACGAUCUGGUUCACCUAGCUGCCAUCAGCCUAUCAAGUGAGGUGGUCAAUCGAACUCUUUCUGAUUCGGAUUUUCGCCGUACCUUAUCUCAAUUUGGUAUAAAAUUGCUGCAGCACAAGGAUACGUUGAGGGCCCUCAAAACCUUUGCCAUCACAGAGUUUACCCAGGACACACCUACCAGGGCGGCCCUAAGGAGUUUUGCUGUCAAUGAUAUUAUUCGUGAUCCUUGGGUAAAGGAGGAGCUCAUUGAUCUGGUUAAAGAUACUGCGACCGAUAUCAAGGAGGACCCCGAGAUAUUCCGCAACAGGUUUUUGUCAUGUCUGCGUGAAUGCUCUGUUGAUUCCAUAUACUCGCCUCCCCUUAAAAGGAAAAUAAUAGAUAAGAUUACAGGAGCGGCAUGGGAGGCGUUGAUGGGGCCUCCAUCGAUUGGCGCUGAGUACAUUCAUUUCUAGCAAAUGUAUGUUUGCGUCGAUUCUUUAGUUUUCUAGGGGUGUUCAGAUUUGUAGUUCCACGAUUUUAGUGUGCGCAUUCACCUAAUGAAUCGGAGAUUAACAUAUUGUACAGUAUAAGUGCUAUAGAUAAACUCGUAAAAUAUAGCUUACACACUAACCAAAUAAAGACCCAGUCUUUGAAUGGAUAGAUUUCACCCAAGAUUAAACAGAAA